This is a messenger RNA of Liolophura sinensis, 4744 nucleotides long. Its product is annotated as ATP-binding cassette sub-family G member 4-like. Lineage: Eukaryota; Metazoa; Mollusca; Polyplacophora; Chitonida; Chitonidae. The coding region runs from base 388 to 2544 and encodes 718 amino acids. Gene Ontology annotation, cellular component: plasma membrane. Gene Ontology annotation, molecular function: ATP hydrolysis activity; ATP binding; ABC-type transporter activity. Gene Ontology annotation, biological process: transmembrane transport. The record is from RefSeq and is a predicted model, not a curated record. The transcript is spliced from 14 exons.
GUAGUAUAUUUUUUAAGAUUGAUACAUGUGGAUAUAAAUUUUCUGUAUGUAUAUUUAUCAUUAUAUUUGGACAGUUAUGUAUUUUUGUUGUGAUAGUUUCACAGUUGUCUUCCUAUGAUACCCUUCAGUGUUCAGAAAGUGGACUAAUCCAACCUUUGCUCAGCAUCAAGGUUCUAAAUUUAGCCCAUCAGUGUUCUUGUUAAGGGUUUGCUGGUCUAGAUUUCUGCAGUUACCAAGGCUAGAACAGCUGAUCUUGUUGUGACUCUGUGGGACAGUUCAUAAGGUGUGGCAUUGUGACGAACAUUUGUGAGGUAAGGUGGUCUGUGGAUUAGUAACUUGUUCGAUAUCAAAGUUCCAACAAAAUCCUCGGAGAGCUUACAUGAAGGGAUGGCUGAGCUGCUAUCGGUACAUAUACAUGUGCCGAUAACAAAAGUGUCUGUCAACCAUAAGGAUGCAAGGAAAGACGGUUUAACUCGGGAUAACCAGCUGACCAAUGGACACGUCUCCAACAAACUCCCAACAGCCAAUGGAAGGUCAGGAAGCGAUCCUCUGCUGGCCCCAAGCCGAUUUUCACAUGUGUCAAAGCGCAAGGCUGUGGACAUUGAGUUCAAGGAUAUGGUGUAUCAGGUGAAAAAUGGCAAAGACUCAAAGACGAUAUUAAAAUGCAUCUCAGGAAAGUUCUGUUCAGGUCAACUGUCAGCUAUCAUGGGUCCAUCAGGUGCGGGCAAGUCCUCCUUGAUGAACAUUUUGGCAGGUUACAGAACAAAAAACAUAUCUGGUCAAAUUCUGGUGAAGGGACGUCAGCGAAACUUGAGCCUGUUCAGGAAGAUGUCAUGUUAUAUCAUGCAGGAUGACCACCUCCUACCUCACCUCACAGUGGAAGAGUCCAUGAUGUGCUCUGCAAACCUAAAACUGGAUGAGUCCAUGACCAUCACAGAGAAGAAGCAGCUGGUGGAUGAGAUUCUAGACACACUGAGUCUGAAUGAGACAAAGAAAACCCGGACAAACUGUCUUUCGGGAGGACAGAGGAAGCGACUGUCAAUUGCUCUAGAGCUUGUUAAUAAUCCACCUAUCAUGUUCUUUGAUGAGCCAACCAGUGGGUUGGAUAGUGCAUCUAGCUUUCAGUGUGUUAGCCUGUUGAAGUCGCUGGCCAGAGGUGGACGGACUAUUAUCUGUACUAUACACCAGCCUAGCGCUAAGCUCUUUGAAAUGUUUGACCAGCUGUACAUGUUGUCAGAUGGCCAGUGUAUCUACAGAGGCACUAUACCCACCCUCUUACCUUACUUCAAGGACCAUGGACUGGUGUGUCCUAACUACCAUAACCCUGCAGACUUUGUGAUGGAGGUAGCAGUGGGGGAGUAUGGAGAAGACAAGCAUUUGAAGCUGGUGAUGGCCGUGAAGAAUAACAGGUGUGAGGUGCUCCAGCAGGAGUACACAGAGCAGCAGGAGCUACUGAACGCCAAACUGCUGAUGAAUGGGCACAGUAAUGGACUCAAGCCCACUGCUGAGAAAGUGGCCACAACCAAUGAGAACAGUACGGAGGCGGAUGCUCUGGUCACCAAUGGCAACUGUAACGGGCACUGCAAUGGCACUAAUGGACAUAUCCCUGCCAAGGCGUCUUUCAUGAAACAGAAUGGAGGAGUGUGUUGUACCACACCCAACAAGCCAGACGACUACAUGAACGAGUAUGAUUGCCACACCUUUGCCACCAGCUACCUGACACAGUUCAGAGUACUCUUCAUACGGACUUUCAUGUCAAUCAUGAGAGAUACAACACUGACGAGACUGCGCCUGAUUUCUCACUUGAGUGUGGGGAUAUUGAUUGGCCUGUUGUACCUGGGAAUAGGCAAUGAGGCCAGUAAGGCGUUCAACAAUGCUGGCUGUCUCUUCUUCUGUAUGUUGUUCCUGAUGUUCACAGCGCUCAUGCCCACAGUCCUUACAUUCCCAAUGGAGAUGGCAGUGUUUGUUAGAGAGCACCUCAACUACUGGUACAGUCUUAAGGCUUACUAUAUGGCCAAAACCAUGGCUGAUAUGCCUUUCCAGAUUAUAUUCCCCCUGGUGUAUGGCAGCAUAGUGUACUGGAUGACCUCACAGCCAAAUGACUUUGUCCGAUUUGUGAUGUUCCUAACCCUGGCAACACAGACCUCCCUGGUAGCUCAGUCCUUGGGGCUCCUUAUAGGGGCAGCCACUUCCCUACAGGUGGCUGUAUUUUUGGGACCCGUCACUGCCAUACCCAUCCUGCUGUUCAGCGGCUUCUUUGUAAACUUUGACACCAUCCCUCCUUACCUACAGUGGCUCUCCUAUAUUUCCUACAUCAGAUAUUCCUUUGAGGGAGUACUGCAGGCAAUCUAUGGAUUUGAGCGAGGAGCCCUGGAAUGCGAGAACAACAACUGUGUCUUUAACAAAGCGACAGACGUGCUUCGUGAGAUGGACGUAGAGGGAGCCCGGUUCUACAUAGACUUCAUAGUGCUCUGUGUUUUCUUUGUGAUUCUGCGUGUUAGCUGCUACCUUGUUCUGAGGUGGCGCGUCAAGUCACAGCGAUGAUCUCCCCUGGUAGCAGUUCUCUCCCCUUGUGAUAUUUGCUACAGGGACAAGCAUCCCAGCUUGGAAGGACAUAUACAACAUCGUGUUCAGCUUGUGCACUACAUUGUGUAUCUUACCAGACACAACUUACAACUAACAGCUUUCCCGCAAUGUUCAGUACAGCUUACUUCGGAUUGAUCUUGAUUCAAGAAUUUCUACCUCGUGGGUGUGUUGCAUGUAACACAGCAACAGGUUUGCGUAGCCAUGUCCUCUACUCUGUGUGAACUAGAUUAUCUGGUAUGUCUUUCAUUUUCAUAAUUUUGUAAGACAUAAUACAUGUAGUAGUAUUUAUAUUUCCCUGAUAUAAUACGGAGUCUAUUUGAUUCGGUAGACCUCUUUAUGGCACCAUGUUUAGAGUGAAAACUGUUGUGUACAGUAUCAGUUAUUUUGUGUAAACUUUAAUUAGAUCAGCUCAUAAAUGCCUGACUUGCCAAGCAUUUACAUGUAUUAUACUUUCUGAUCUAUUACAUUGAUGAAGGUCUUCAAUGUUUAGAGGGUACAAAAAGGUCAUAUGAUAUCUGCUCACAUGGGUGGGUUGGGUAUUCACGUACACAAUUUCAUAACCAGAAUUGUGCAUGUUGCUUCAGCGUGUGUAAGGUACAUGUAGAGCGGUUGAUAAUGAUAACAUAUUGUUGUUUAUUCCACGCACAUGAUUGUCAGGAAGUUAACCUUAGCGAUGUUUUCAUGUCUGUAAACAUUGUAGGUCAGACUCCCUUCCUGUAGGGUCAGUAAAGUUUAGUGUGCAGGCAUGCCAGUUAGAUGUAUCAAGUAUUUUGUAUAAGUGGUAGUCAUUGUACUUUUGAAUAACAUAUACUUUAUAACAGUCUUGAUUUCAUUGCACAUUCAUCUCAAUUAUCAACAGUUUUGUAGAUUUAAUUUUAAGCACAACCAAUGCAAAUUAAUGUGUUUUUUGAAAAAUCACAUCACAGUUUAAAGGCUUGUGGUUGAAAUAUCGGUAUUUGAUCUGUACUGGAUCAAAGAAUUGGAAGAAAAGUCUGCAGGCUUGCUCAAACAGUCUUUGUACAGAUUCUGUUGGUGUGGGUUCUUUGCUGGACACCAGGGGAUUGCAAAUGUUGCUGUGUUUUGGAUGGAUAAGUGUACAGUAUAUUUAUAAAGUGGAGAAGAUUGGAAAUUGUGAAACUGUGAUAAGGGAUUUGCCUGAGAUGAUUCUCAGUUGACAGCUUGUACCAAAUUGAAAGUUGAAACAGGAAAAUGCAUUGCUUUGUGCCAUGUGUAUAAAGAUGAACACUAGGCUAUACAUUCUCUUGUCGUUUUAUUAUGAAGAAUUUGAAAAGUAAGUUAAGUGCGCUGUAAGCAUAUAUCCCUGAGGCUGGGCUGUGGUCUGUGGUUGGAAAAAUGUCCAGUAUCAGAAAUGUGAUGGAGUUACGAGUAAUUGUCUGCUUUAUUGUGCUGACCGUGUGUAUCAAUAAGAGACAGGAUUGGCAGGUUAUUACCUGGAGAUUUGUAGACUCUCUUUCUCCUUCUCCUUUGGAAACUAAUGGAAGUGCCAUGUUAUAACCAGCUGUGAUAAGAUAAACAAGGACUGCUGGUUAAAGGAUGGCUGGUGAAUGCAGCCCUAUCCACUUCCAUGGCUCUCGGUCAAUUGAGAGAUGUUACAGUUUGUGGGCACAUACAUUGUUUAUGUAUUUUAUGAGAAAAGUUUUGUAUCAAUGGAAGAUGAUCUGAUUGGAGAAAAGAUUGUAAGAAACGGUACUUUAAGAUUUUUUUUAAAUGUUGAAUUUAACAUGCUUGUUGUGACCUUGAACAAUAUAAGAUUUAAGUUAAGAAUUGAUAAGUCCUUGUUGAUUGUACCAUAUAAAUACAAUUAAUGUACAUGUAAUAUUGAAGAUAUAAUUGUGUCUUUUGACAUUGUCUCUGAAAUUUGUACAGGGUAGGAGUUAGGACCUAGGUAGGUGUUAGACCUUCCAUUGUGUGCUGCAUACAGAUUUAAGGGAAGCAACUUUAAAUGACACAUGAAGAAUGUUAAUGAUUAGAUAAUAUAUCUAAAAUGUUGUUUGAAUUGCACUUGUACUCUGAGUGUAAAAUUGUGUUGGGUAAAAUAGGUGUACAUCUAGGAUAUCAAUGUGCUUGUAAGUAUGUUCUACAUACACAUACACUUUGCUCCAAUAAGUCAUGUAGCAGCUAGGAAUCAUUAUUUGGC